GAAGACAUUUGUGAGCUGUUCAAGGGCGUGAAAGGAAUUUACGCUACGUUUUCCCCUCAACAACCAAGGACUGUCCAUGCAUACUGACUCCCACGGGAUGCACGCCUGAGCUUAAGCCAGCAUUGGCCGCUCACGUUACCGUCCAGUCAUCCCAUACUGCGCUAUAAAAAUGUACACAGCCCAACCUGCCUUCCCCUGCAUUUCCGCAUCCUAGCUCUAGCAGUAACUACCUCAGUUUCUUGCCACAGUAUCAGCACUUAUGGUAGCCAUGGCCGUGAAAGUGUAUGGCGCUGCCUAUGCUUCAUGUGCCCGCCGGGUCCUUGCUUGCUUAAUUGAGAAGGGCGUCGACUUCGAAAUCAUCCCGGUUGAUCUGCUAAGCGGCGAGCAGAAGAAACCAGAGUUUCUCAAAUUGCAGCCGUUUGGGAUGGUACCUGUUAUCCAAGACGGUGGCUUCACAUUGUAUGAGUCCAGGGCUAUUAUAAGGUACUAUGCUCAGAAAUAUGCCGACCAAGGAACUGAUUUGCUAGGGAAGACUCUGGAGGAGAGAGCCACUGUAGAACAAUGGCUAGAAGUUGAGGGGCAGAACUUCAAUCCGCACAUUUACACUUUGGUUCUGCAACUCCUGUAUUUCCCAAAGAUGGGUGUCCCUCAAGAUGAAAAGCUAAUUAGAGAGAGUGAGGAGAAGCUGGGAAAAGUAUUAGAUGUGUAUGAGGAGAGGCUCUCCAAGAGCAAGUAUCUAGGAGGAGACUUCUUCAGCCUAGCUGACCUUACACAUCUUCCAUUCACACAAUAUUUGGUCAAUGACAUUGGGAAGGAAUAUCUUAUCAAACACAGGGAACACGUCAAAAGAUGGUGGGAAGACAUCUCAAACAGGCCGUCCUGGAAGAAGGUCCUUCAGCUCUAGAGGUUGAAGGUUUAGGCUGAAGGUCAGAGGACAGGAAUGUGGAAUUUAGUCUCUGUCAUGGACUCCGUAAUAUGUCCCAAGUUGUUAUCUACCUAGAAAUGUUUUGGUUAUGCAUGAAGAGCAUUUUGCUACGUUGUUACUUCCAAAACGUUUUUCAGUAAUAAAGAUUAGAUGGACAAAGAUA
Messenger RNA from Nymphaea colorata (pocket water lily), 1088 nucleotides. Its product is annotated as glutathione S-transferase F9-like. The coding region runs from base 260 to 904 and encodes 214 amino acids. Lineage: Eukaryota; Viridiplantae; Streptophyta; Magnoliopsida; Nymphaeales; Nymphaeaceae. Gene Ontology annotation, cellular component: cytoplasm. The transcript has 3 exons. Gene Ontology annotation, molecular function: glutathione binding; glutathione transferase activity. The record is from RefSeq and is a predicted model, not a curated record.